GCAGCAGUCGUAAUGCAUCUACUGUGCCCUCCCCUGCGCUCUUCCCCUUCUCCCCUCCCCAAAAGAUCGCACGAAUCCCUUUUCCGGGUUCCAGUUCUCGCAGAUCUGCCCGUUUCCGUGGUCGCGGAAAGCCCUAGGUCUUGUGAUUUCCUCGGCUAAUCCCCCGCAUUUGGGCGGUUCGUUCGAGUUCGGUCCUUUGCGUCGCUGCUGCCUGCAGCAUUGUGGGUGAUCACUCCAUGAAUAUGUUGUCCAAGUUGCUCGGCUUAUAGAAUCAGGUGGUAAGAAUUUUAUUCAAAUCAUGGAGGCCGAGUUGUGUUCAGCCCGGACCCUAUCUACAUCUCGGGAGGAAAGUGGUGAUGAAGAGCUAUCGGUGCUUCCCAGGCACACUAAAGUCAUAGUAACUGGUAACAACAGAACAAAAUCUGUUUUAGUCGGGCUUCAAGGUGUUGUGAAGAAAGCUGUUGGUCUUGGUGGCUGGCAUUGGCUGGUCCUAAAGAAUGGGGUGGAGGUGAAACUACAAAGAAACGCAUUGAGUGUCUUAGAAGCUCCUACAGGAAAUGAAGACGAUGAUAAUAAUAUUGACUGUGACAACUCAUUCUGCAGUAGUUCAGCUGUGGGAUACAAAGACAUUGCUUACUCUAGCUUAGAGUUCCAUAAACCGACAAAACCAAGAGUUAGGCAUACCAGGCCAUGGACAUCUUUGGCAAAGUCGAAUGGACGAAGCAACCAUCGAGGCACUACUCACUCUAAUGGUCACAAGAUGAGAGUAAAUCUGGCAAAGCUUGGAACACCCACCUUAUGGAGAUAUGGGAGGCAUUUCAAUCUUGUAAACAUCAACCCUAACCCUACAAAGGAACAGCUGAUUCAUGUGGUGCAGAGUCAUUUCCGCUCACAGCAACUGGAUGAGAUGCAAGUCAUCGUAGGCUUCAUCCAAGCUGCAAAGAGAUUGAAAACUCUCUACUCCUAGAGAAGAAAAAAGGAACAAAGCGGUGCGGCAGGAUCGACAGACACGAGUAAUUAGCAUAGAUCUGAUCAACUGGUGAAGUAAGAAAUCCGUGUGCUUGAACUAAUUAGCCAAUUAGUUGGUGCAAUUCAUGCCAAACCAACUUGAAAGAAAUUGUAGUGUGAUGAUACUAACCAUGCUGUCUAAUGAUUUAUGUUGUAGUCAAGUUAAGAACAUGUGUAUCAGUGCAGUCUCUUUUAGAGGUUGCAGCAACCCAACUCCAAAAAUCUUACACAGGAAAAGCCAGCUGAUGAGCUCCUAAAUUAACAUGGACAACUGGUUGGUUUAUUAUGAUGUAUCAUCGAGUGUGUUCAUCCAAAAACAAUCAUUUUAUGUGCUUCUCUCUCAAUAGGCCAAUAUGAUGACUUGUGUUUUUAAUUAAAUCGUGAAAUGAAGAUUGAAAAGAGGACUAAAGAA
Messenger RNA from Musa acuminata subsp. malaccensis (wild Malaysian banana), 1420 nucleotides. Lineage: Eukaryota; Viridiplantae; Streptophyta; Magnoliopsida; Zingiberales; Musaceae. The record is from RefSeq and is a predicted model, not a curated record.